Molecule: messenger RNA, 1214 nt
Organism: Morus notabilis
Lineage: Eukaryota; Viridiplantae; Streptophyta; Magnoliopsida; Rosales; Moraceae
Product: CCR4-NOT transcription complex subunit 9
Exons: 9
Coding region: 1-969 (322 amino acids)
Biological process (GO): mRNA catabolic process; negative regulation of translation
Cellular component (GO): CCR4-NOT complex; CCR4-NOT core complex; P-body
Source: RefSeq, a predicted model, not a curated record
AUGGCGAAUUUGCCCCCAUCUCUCUCAGUGAAUUUACCAUUCGGAGGACCGAGUGGUUGGAGUAGUAGUAGUGUAACCGCGCCAAACUUGGCAGGAAACAGAGACAGAAAAAUGGCGUCCGCUGAGCAAUUGGUCCUCGACCUCAGCAAUCCCGAUCUUCGCGAAAAUGCUCUUCUCGAGCUCUCUAAGAAGAGAGAACUAUUUCAAGAUUUGGCUCCUUUACUGUGGAAUUCGUUUGGUACUAUUGCUGCAUUACUACAGGAGAUCGUAUCAAUUUACCCUGUUCUAUCACCACCAAAUCUAACUCCUGCACAAUCAAAUCGAGUUUGCAAUGCUCUUGCUCUUCUUCAGUGUGUUGCUUCUCACCCAGACACAAGGAUGUUGUUCAUCAAUGCCCAUAUACCGUUGUAUCUGUAUCCUUUUCUCAACACAGGAAGCAAGUCGAGGCCCUUUGAGUACUUGAGGCUUACUAGUUUAGGGGUAAUUGGUGCUUUGGUGAAGGUUGAUGAGUCACAAGUUAUUAAUUUCCUUCUCUCAACUGAAAUAAUUCCCUUGUGCCUGCGCACUAUGGAAAUGGGUAGUGAACUGUCGAAAACGGUUGCUACCUUUAUAGUCCAAAAGAUUCUGUUGGACGAUACGGGCUUGGAUUAUAUCUGCACUACAGCAGAGCGGUUUUUCGCUGUUGGCCGUGUUUUGGGAAGCAUGGUGGCAGCUCAAGCUGAACAGCCUUCAUCGCGUUUGCUGAAACAUAUCAUUAGAUGUUAUCUGCGACUGUCUGAUAAUCCAAAGGCUUGCGAUGCAUUAAGAAGUUGCCUUCCGGACAUGUUAAGAGAUUCUACUUUCAGUAGUUGCCUGCAUGAAGACCCAACAACCAGGAGGUGGCUACAACAGUUGCUGCACAACGUCGGCGUAAGCCGUGUCCCUGCACUUCAAGCUGGAGGAGGAUUUGAGCAUAUGAUGGUGAAUUAAAUUACAGAUAUAAAAAUUCCAUAAGACUCCAUUCUGUUGUUUCUUAGUCCUAAUUAAAUAGGGUCCCUGGUGUCUGUCUCAUUAUCUUAUUUAUGCCGUUCACCAUGGCCCAUAAGUAGCCAAAGACAUUUCAAUUUGUAAACGUGUAGCUACUAUAAAUUUUUGCUUGUUUGAGUUAAUUUAUUGUAACUUAUUUUUCUUUUUUCCUAUGGUGGGAUGAUUAUCACAAUAGACAUAUUUUAUAA